GAGCAGUGUGAACAUAAUUAAAUAGAAUAAAUCAUAAUCGAGCAGUGUGAACAUUAAUAUAAUUCUUCAAUAUUUAAUGACAAGGUAAUAUAGUUAAAACAUAACAACAAUCCAUUUUGCAGCAGCUUUGUAUUCACACAAAUCAAUGGCAGAAGCAAGUGAAAGGGUUGCACUUGUGACAGGAGCAAACAGGGGAAUUGGAUUUGCAAUAUGCAAGCAAUUGGUUUCUAAUGGUAUCAAAGUGGUGCUGGCAGCAAGAGAUGAGAAGAGAGGUCUUGAAGCUGUUGAUAAAUUGAAGGAUCUUGCACUUCCUGGCCAUGUGGUUUUCCAUCAACUUGAUGUCAUAGAUCCUACAAGUAUUGGAUCUUUUGCAGAUUUCCUCAAAAAUCAAUUUGGUAAACUUGAUAUCUUGGUAAACAAUGCUGGAAUUGUAGGAGCACAAGUGGAUGGUGAAGCUUUGGCUGCUCUUGGUGUUGUGGUAGAUCCUAGCAAAGUUGACUGGACUAAAAUAUAUUUUGAAAACUAUGAAUUAGUUGAGAAAGGCCUAAGAACAAACUAUUUUGGAACCAAAGAAUUAACUAGAAUUCUGAUUCCCCUUCUUCAGUGUUCAAGCUCGCCAAAAAUUGUCAAUGUUUCUUCCUCUAUUGGAAGGUUGGAGAUUUUGGCAAAUGGACGACCUAAAGAAAUACUAAGUGAUGUCGAAAAUCUUACCGAAGAAAAGAUUGAUGAAAUCAUGAAUGAAUUUCUAAAGGAUUAUAAGGAGGGUUCACAUGAAACCAAAGGUUGGCCUCAAUCAAAUUCUGCAUACAUUGUUUCAAAAGUUGCUCUUAACGCCUACACAAGAGUUCUUGCCAAGAAGUACCCUUCUUUUUCGAUAAAUGCUAUUUCCCCUGGUUUUGUGAAAACUGAUAUGACUCAUGGUAAUGGUGCUCUAACAUCUGAUGAAGGUGCUGAACCUAUUGUGAAAUUGGCACUACAAGAUGGUAGUCCUUCUGGUCUCUUUUUCUCUCGAGGCGAAGAGAAAUCAUUUUGAUCGACGAUUAAUUUCAGCUUGGAAAUAAAAUAUUUGUCUAAACCAGUCGUGUUUUAAACUAGUUUUUAUGCUAUAAACAAUGAUGUUCAUUCUAAUGUUAAACUUUAUUUACAUUCUUCUUAUUAAAUGGGAUUGGAAUAA
Messenger RNA from Medicago truncatula (barrel medic), 1174 nucleotides. Its product is annotated as (+)-neomenthol dehydrogenase. NCBI's taxonomy places the organism in Eukaryota, Viridiplantae, Streptophyta, Magnoliopsida, Fabales, Fabaceae. The transcript is spliced from 5 exons. Gene Ontology annotation, cellular component: membrane. Gene Ontology annotation, molecular function: oxidoreductase activity, acting on the CH-OH group of donors, NAD or NADP as acceptor. Bases 146 to 1033 code for a protein of 295 amino acids. The record is from RefSeq and is a predicted model, not a curated record.